Lolium rigidum is the source of this 1064-nucleotide messenger RNA. RefSeq lists its product as uncharacterized. The record is from RefSeq and is a predicted model, not a curated record. Lineage: Eukaryota; Viridiplantae; Streptophyta; Magnoliopsida; Poales; Poaceae. The transcript is spliced from 4 exons. The coding region runs from base 1 to 1062 and encodes 353 amino acids.
AUGGCCAGGCCACCAAUUCUGGGAGCAUAUACAAGCUUACUCUUUGAAGUUCAGCAGAGCUCUGCUGCAGUGUCAAGUUCUACAGACAUGCAACUUGAUGGAGCUGGAAUGACGGGAACGCAAGGCAGUGGUGGGGUAACAAAAAAGAGGGGAACAUCAUCUAAAGCUAGGGCCUCUUGGAAUGCAGACCUAGAGAAGGCUCUUGUGGAUUUGCUCCAUGAGCACAAUACUCCACAAUAUCGUGGGCAGAAUGGAUGGUCCACCGAUGUUUGGAACAGGAUUACCAACAAAUUCCAUGAUAACCAUCCAUACAAGAAUUACACAAAGGGUCAGAUCCAAGACAAGGAGAAGGAAUUGAAGAGAGAGUACAAGAUGCUCAAGGAGGCUAGACAGCAGAGUGGGGUUUCAUGGAAUGAGAAGCGGUGUAUGAUUGAAGCUGAUCCAGAGUUGUGGGACAACCUCAUCAUUGUAAGAUACUCAUUUUCUAAGAUCGGGAAGUUCCGUAGCAACAAGGCUUUUCCCCUCUUUGAUGCCUUGGGAGAGCUAUAUGAUGGACAUCUUGCCGAGGGAAACUACAACUUCACUUCCACUGAACCAACACAGCACACACAAGUGGAGGUCAAUCCCGAGGUCAGUUCUGUAGAGGCGACACAUUCCCAUCAUGAUAUUGCAGAGACCGCGGUGGAUGAUACACAAGGAGGGAUGCAAGAGGCUAGUAUGAUGGAGAACUUUGUUGGGAACGGGGAGGCUCAGCCCACGGUGCCUGCUGCACCAUCAACAAGUACUGAAAAUGAACCCAAGAAGCGCCGGUCAAAUGGAGAUAUUGCUGCUAUGAUGGAGAAGUACAUUGAGAUCAAGACGAAGCAGGUCGAGAGCAAGCAAAUCGCGAACAUGGAUGAGUACUCAAUCAAGAACUGCGUGGCUCGGCUAAACACAAUGGGAUUGUCACGAGAGGAUAAGGUCAAAGCCCUAAAAGUCUUUAAGAAUGCUGACAAUCGCGAGCUCUUCCUUUGCGUUGAUAUGGAUACAGCUCUCAUGUGGCUGCAAGGCGAAAUGGCUUAGGA